UGCAUCGGCGCUAGACACUGAAUCCGGGGAUUAUUGCGUCUGUUAACUGAUCUUUAAAAGAUCUCCGCUGGGCUGGUCCCCCGCUGAUCUUCUCGAAAAUGGCAGCGUCUUACACAUCGCUCGUGGCACCUUCUGGCCGCCCUGAGAGUCCCCUUUUGACUUGGUUCUUCUUUGGGAUUCUUUUGACGGCCCUAGUGCUCCUGCUACCAAUAUUCUCCGAUGCCUGUGAUAGUCCACCAAGAUUUCAAACUAUGAAGCUCCGGGGUGCAGCUAAACCCAGCUACAGUUCUGGAGAAACUGUAAAAUAUGAGUGUCGCCCAGGUUACAAGCCCAUUUUUCCUCCUCUUCCCACCUCCACAGUUUGUCAGGAUGAUAAUACAUGGGCACCACUAAUGGAGGCUUGUACACGAAAAUUAUGUCCUAAUCUAGGAGAUCCUGUUAAUGGCCAAGUUAUCUACGUAAAUGAAAGCUUUGCAUUUGGUACACAAGCUCAUUUUGUUUGUAAUGAGGGUUUUUACAUAAUUGGAGAAAAAAUUCUACAUUGUGAAAUUUCUGAAAAUACUGUGGCCUGGAAUGAUAAUCCUCCAAUAUGUGAAAAGAUUAAGUGUUCACCACCUACAAAAAUAGAAAAUGGAAGAUACACCAAUAGCCACAAGGAUGUUUUUGAAUAUAAUGAAGCAGUAACUUAUAUUUGUGAUCCUUCGAGUGGACCAGAUGAAUAUUCACUUGUUGGAGAGAGCAGGCUUGUUUGUGUUGGGAGUGACACAUGGAGUAGUGACGCUCCUCAGUGUAAAGUGGUCAAAUGUAUCUAUCCAAUUGUCGAUCAUGGAACCAUGGUAUCAGGAUUUAGAGCAAAAUAUUACUACAAAGCAGAAGUUGUAUUUGAAUGUGACGAGGGUUUUAGCCUUCGUGGCAAAAGCAGAAUUGUCUGUGGCGCAGACAGUACUUGGGAGCCUGAGUUGCCAACAUGUGUUAAAGCAUCGAUUCCUGCCACUACAAAACAUCCAUAUUCCAGUGUCUCAGGUUCUCAAUCUUCUCGUCCACCUACCACUCCAGUAUCAAGUUCUACAGGACAUCCCAGUCUACCUGAUGAUUUACAUCCUGAACACCCGGAGGAUUUAGAUGUAGGACUCAUUGCUGUGAUUGUUCUUACUGUAGUUGCCGCCAUCACGGUAUCUGCUGCCUGCUUGUACAAAUUUUCCAUGCGGAGACAGGAAGAAAAUUAAAGCAUGUUUCUUUAAUUUAUUGGUCCUUCUCACUCUUAACAUACUUUUGUGCAGUUUAUUUGUACUCUGUGUUACAUACUAUUUUUUAAAUCGGCCUACAUGAGUAUGUUGUUUGGAUUUCAUUUAUUUACUAAAAAUAUUUUUAGCUGCUUUUAAUAUCAACCCCACAAGAGUAACCUGUUGCAGGUCGCUUCAGAUAUUGAGAUACAAGAAAGACUUCUGUGAUAUUUGAGGUUCAAGUUCUGAAGCAGAUCAAACCAUGAUGAGGCCUUCCCUGCCCUCGAUGUACCCUACUUUCUACACUGAACUAGUGGCCAAGAUUAAAUUUAAAUUUGUUCACUGUGGAGACUUUGAUAACUGUUUCCACUUGAAUUUUUAUGGUGAAAUGUUCCCAUUUGUCUGCAUAACUUGGGUAGUUGUAUGAAGGUACCUAGGUAUCUCAUUCAAAUACCCAAUUUGAUUUCUUUUCAUUUAGAGAAGUUAUUUAUACAAGUUAAACUGGGGAAUUAAAAGCAACACUGAUUUUCCUCGUAUGUUCUCUUAAUUUACUAGGUGGCGGUAAAACUGAUGGGGUUAAACUAAAAGUUGCUGAGAGGGGUAAGAUUUACAAGGCACUUCAUUAAUUUUUUCUGUCUUUUUAUCUAUAUAAAUGGAAAAAGCAAGGGAGCUUAGUUUUUUUAAAGUACAAAUACAUAUCUUCUAAGAAAAAUAGGGUUUUUUAAUCAAGCUUAAAUUUUAAUGAAAUAACCUACAACUUAAUUAAAGAACAAAUCAUGGAGCGUAGACUAAGAUUACGUACUUUGAAAUUUCUGAUUUUUCAGUGAUUUUUCCUUAUAAUGCUUUGGAAAUAGCUUUAAAAUCAAGCUAAUAAUUUUAAGACUU
Messenger RNA from Camelus dromedarius (Arabian camel), 2108 nucleotides. RefSeq names its product membrane cofactor protein. Lineage: Eukaryota; Metazoa; Chordata; Mammalia; Artiodactyla; Camelidae. Bases 99 to 1226 code for a protein of 375 amino acids. The transcript is spliced from 11 exons. The record is from RefSeq and is a predicted model, not a curated record. Gene Ontology annotation, cellular component: cell surface.